GUUCGUGUAGUUCUUGACGACAAACCGUUGACAAAGAAACGUUUAAGGUUAAGUAGAAACUAUUAUAUCGUAGACUCUACGCAAGGUAAUGGAUAUCUUAUAAAAGCUGCUGACGACUCUAUUGCGUUUUACCCUCGUCACAAAUUAGUCGAAAGUAGUAAUGGCAAACUUGCUGAAACCAUUGACGAAGCAAAGCGAGGAGUGGUUAUUGAAAUACUUGGCUAUAACAUAAACGAUGACACUUAUAAAGUAAGAUAUGAAGGAGGCGUUGAAGAUGUUAUACCAUCUAAGAACUUGAGAGAGUCAAAGCCAACACAUCUGGGACCAUUAGAGCGGGAGUACUGGAAAGACAAAAAUAUGCCAGAAAGAAUAAGAAAAUUCUUCUAA
This is a messenger RNA of Trichomonas vaginalis G3, 387 nucleotides long. Its product is annotated as integrase core domain containing protein family. Lineage: Eukaryota; Parabasalia; Trichomonadida; Trichomonadidae. The record is from RefSeq and is a predicted model, not a curated record. The annotation marks the transcript as partial. The transcript has a single exon.